Molecule: messenger RNA, 159 nt
Organism: Racocetra fulgida
Lineage: Eukaryota; Fungi; Glomeromycota; Glomeromycetes; Diversisporales; Gigasporaceae
Source: the annotation of a GenBank genome assembly
AUACAUGAAAUAAUUAAAUUAUCGAGUGAUGAAGACUGUGCACCCGAAAUAAUUGAAUUAUCAAGUGACGACGAAAGCCAAACACCCAAAAUAAUUGAAUUAUCGAGUGACAAAGAAGUGGUGUUUGAAGAAAACCAAAUGGCUGUUUCUAGAGACUGA